AUGCCGUUUGGAAAUCCAGGACCAGCGGCCAUCCUUGCUUCACAAUGGACCCUCAUCGUGGUCGCCACGGCCGUCAUCGCCGCCCGAAUAUACCUACGACUCAAAAUCCAGAACCGCCGAAUGCUGAAUAGCGAUAUCAUCAUGUGCACGGCGUGGGUUUUUGCAAUCAUCACCGCAGCAUUCGGGCCCGUCUUUGCGAGUAAGGGCGCCCUCGACCCGGACGUGCAUACAUCGCUGGAGGGAUACAAGGGUGGCGUGGAGGACCUACAGCUAGUACUACAAUUGUUUUUUGCCGUCAAUUUUCCCUUCUACACCACAUUCUACCUCUGCAAGGCCGCCCUUCUCGCCGUUUACCUGCAGGUAUUUCCCGAGUUCAUGGUCAAGAGAAGGAUAUUUUUAUGGGUGACGAUUGUCUUUGUGGUCAUCGCCUACAUCGUCACCAUCACCUUAAUAUUCACCAUAUGUCUGCCUCUGGAACGGAACUGGGAACUUAGCGUGCAAAAAUCGUGCCCGGGCUCGUCUUAUGCCAUUCUCUUCCAGGUCGGCUGGGGAUUGCACUUCCUGGGGGAUCUUCUCGUCUUCAUUCUGCCGUGGCUGAUUGUCCCUGCAUUAAACGUCAAGAGGGCACUCAGACUAGGUAUCUACUUUACGUUUCUUCUCGGAACCAUCAACAUUGCUGUGUGCCUGGUGCGCUUCAUUGCGAUCCAGCAGGCGGGCGAAGAUUACUCCAUCUCGCUCAGCACCAUUAUCCUUUGGAGCUCUCUCGACGUCAACGUCGGUCUCGUCAUCGCUUGCCUCCCCUCUCUCCGACCAUACUUUGGCUCUCGAGGAAGUUCAGGAUAUCCGACCGAAAACACACAAACCAAAUCAACAGCAGGAAGACAGUCGGAGAUCGGCGUCAAGAUGCACGAGCCCCGACCUAUGGGACAUUUUGAAGAUGCGCCAAUGUCAGCAGGCCCGAGCCUGCGCGAUCCUUCUCUUACGUACACGGAGGAGAUCUGGGAUGAGGGAAAGAGGGAUAACGCGAGUGAUGUCGAGUUGAUACAGAUGCAUUUACCACCACGGUGA
Fusarium keratoplasticum is the source of this 1068-nucleotide messenger RNA. RefSeq lists its product as uncharacterized. The transcript is spliced from 6 exons. NCBI's taxonomy places the organism in Eukaryota, Fungi, Ascomycota, Sordariomycetes, Hypocreales, Nectriaceae. The record is from RefSeq and is a predicted model, not a curated record. Bases 1 to 1068 code for a protein of 355 amino acids.